Glarea lozoyensis ATCC 20868 is the source of this 3957-nucleotide messenger RNA. Its product is annotated as P-loop containing nucleoside triphosphate hydrolase. Gene Ontology annotation, cellular component: membrane. The coding region runs from base 1 to 3957 and encodes 1318 amino acids. Gene Ontology annotation, molecular function: ATP hydrolysis activity; ABC-type transporter activity; ATP binding. Gene Ontology annotation, biological process: transmembrane transport. Lineage: Eukaryota; Fungi; Ascomycota; Leotiomycetes; Helotiales; Helotiaceae. The record is from RefSeq and is a predicted model, not a curated record. The transcript has 18 exons.
AUGCAGAAAUAUUCCAAUCAUGAACGUCCUAGCAACGCUUCUUCUGAGAGAUUAACAUCGCCGAUUGACAGACCGCCAUCGCCGACAUAUUCAGAGUCAGUCGAGGCACCUUUACUGGCCGAGGAAGCAGAGAAGAAACACAAUGAAGAAGCAGACGAUGCCUUACCAGCGGCGAGUGAGGAGAAAAAGUCAAGUUUCAGUGGUGCCGAAUACAAGAUUGCUUUUUCCCAUUUUCUUCGGAUUUAUUCGUAUUCCACAUGGAGCGAUCGGUUAUUGCUAUUCGUUGCUGUGCUUUCAUCAAUAUGCGCCGGCGUCACGUUACCGUUGAUGAAUGUGGUAUUUGGGAAACUUGUGGGAACGUUUAGUGCCUUUUACGAUCCAGACUCAGGCGAAACUGCUGACCUAUUCAUCGAUACCAUCGACGAAAAUGUUUUAUACAUUGUAUAUUUGUUCAUUGGGAGACUUUUGCUGGGUUAUGUCUCCACUCUCGGCUUCCGGAUGUCAAGCCUUCGUGUUUCCGCAGCUGUUCGUCUAGCGUACUUAGAUGCGCUUUUCAAACAGCCAAUAUCCGUUUUGGAUUGUCUUCCUGCUGGACAAACAGCAGCCAUAAUAACCAUUACCGCUAACACACUCCAGAACGGAAUUUCUGAGAAGCUAUCAAUGCUUCUCCAAAGCAUUUCUUUAGUGAUCACUGCCCUGGUAGUCUCGUUUCAUUAUAGCUGGAGCCUGACUUUAGUUACCAGCUGUGGGCUUCUGUUCAUUGUGAUGUUCUAUUACUUUACGAUUCCGCGCCUUGUCAACAUGAUGAAGGAUGUAGAGCACGCGGACAGGAUGUCCUCCUCUGUAGCCAGCGAGGUGUUCACCUCCAUUAGAAUGGUGGCAGCUUGUGAGGCAGAAGGAAAGAUGGCAAGGAAAUACUCUUCUUGGGUAGAAGAAUCUCGUAGACGGGGACUUCUCAUGUCACCCCUUGUCGCAAUUCAGCAAUCACCAGUUUUCUUUGCAAUUCAUGCAACUUUUGCGUUGUCUUUUUGGGUUGCCAUUAAGAUGUAUGAAACUUACCAAAUAUCUAAUGUCACAACUAUAAUUAUUGUUUUAAUGUCUAUAAUGACCAUUGUAAUGUCCAUCGGAAGUAUCGCAGGUCCUAUCACUGCUGCUGGCCAGGCUGCUGGAGCAGCUAGUAUUUUCUUUUCUAUCAUCGACGCUCCUCAACCUCAAACAGAAGGAAAGAGGGCGCCUGAUGUGUCGGCGCAGGGUGAUAUCGUUCUGCAGAAUGUCAACUUUGCAUAUCCGUUGAGGGCUGAUGUCAAGGUACUCAAUGACUUAACACUGACUUUUCCAGCUGGAAAAUUGACGGCAAUUGUGGGGCCAUCUGGCUCAGGAAAGAGCACAAUUGUUGGACUGAUAGAAAGAUGGUACGAGAUGGAUGGCAAUAUGACAGACAACAUGCUUACACUGUUCUUUCGUAAUGGAAGUAUCACGGUUGGUGGCCAGACCCUGCACGAAAUAGACCUUAAGUGGUGGAGAUCACAGAUCGGACUCGUGCAACAAGAACCAUUUCUUUUCAAUGACACGAUAUUCAACAAUAUCGCGUACGGAUUAAUAGGAACCAAGUGGGAACAGUCAUCGAUAGGGAAAAAGCGAAAGCUUGUCAAACGUGCCUGUGAGGAAGCGUUUGCGGACGAGUUCAUUCGAAAACUCCCAGAGGGCUGGCAUACUCUAGUUGGAGAAGCAGGUUUAAAACUGAGUGGAGGCCAGCGUCAGAGAAUAGCUAUUGCUCGUAGCAUUGUCAAGCGACCCGCGAUUCUGAUUCUUGAUGAGGCGACCAGUGCGAUUGAUGUGCGCAGCGAGAAAAUAGUACAAGCAGCUCUGGAUAGGGUUUCGAAGGGCCGAACUACAGUUACCAUCGCUCAUCGUCUUUCUACGAUCAUUAAGGCGGAUAAUAUCGUUGUUUUAAAGAAGGGGCGAGUGGUUCAGCAAGGAACGCAUGCGGAGUUACUAGCAGAUGAGAAAGGGCAGUACGCAGCACUUGUAAAUGCUCAAAGAUUGAACAGCCACGAAGAUUUCCAAGAAGUUGCCGGGAAAUGUCUCCCGACGGAGGAAAUUGUGCCGUCAACAGCAGAGAAAUUUGAUAGAAAUACCAUCCCUCCAGUUCUCUUCGAAGAGCCUACACCAAAGCAAGAGCGAUUACUUGGCAGCUUUUGGCUUUUCCUCUGGGAGCAAAAGCUACAAUGGAGUUGGUAUAGCGUGAUGCUACUUGGUUGUCUAGGUGCUGGUGCUUCGUUUCCCCUACAUGCAUUCCUGUUUGCGAAGCUCAUAUCUCUUUUCAACUUCUGGGGAGAAUACCUGCAGAGUCAAACGAACUUUUGGUGCCUUAUGUUCACAUUCCUAGCUCUUGGCGUAGGUGUGAGCUAUUUCGCGCUGGGUUGGUCUUCAAACGCAGUCUCAUUUAAUAUCACAGCAAAUUAUCGUCGAGAGUACUUCCAGAAUGUCCUUCAAAAACCGAUAUCCUACUAUGAUGAAGAAGAAAAUUCAAGUGGUGCAUUAACGGCUAGAAUGGCCACGGAUCCCACACAACUUCAGCAACUCCUUGGUAUAAAUAUGGCUAUAGUCAUCAUUUCAUUCUUCAAUGUCGCUGGCAGCAUAGCUAUCUCUUUCUAUUUUGGAUGGAAGCUCACGCUGUUGACCAUCUUCACAUCUAUGCCCAUUAUAUUUGCGGCAGGGUUCUUCCGAAUCCGCUACGAGACCCAGUUCGAGAAAAUGAACAACGAGGUGUUUGCCCAGAGCGCAAAGUUUGCUACUGAAUCCAUUGGGGCAUUCCGAACUGUCUCCUCACUUACUCUCGAGUCUGAGAUCGUCGGUCGUUACGAGAAAUUGUUGCAUGAUCACACAACUGAAGCUUUCCAAAAGGCCAAAUUCUCGACUUUUGUCUUUGCUAUGAGCGAUAGUAUUUCUUUGUUAUGUAUGGCUUUCGUACUAUGGUACGGCGGACAGCUUCUUGCUGACCAUGAAUAUACUCCUUUCAAUUACUUGGUCGUAUAUUUAGCAGUCGUGCAAGGAAGUACAAGCGCAGGCCAAUCGCUAAGCUUUGGUCCAAAUGUCGCACAAGCUUUCGCUGCUGCGAAUCGUAUCCGUGGUAUGAGACCUCGCCACAAACCAGAGAAGCGAACGACGUUAUUCGAUAUCGAGGAAGCAGAGAGUAACGAAAAAGAUCCACAAGGCGUGAAAAUUGAGUUUAAGAAUGUUGUUUUCAAAUAUCCUACUCGAGAUAUCCCAGUGUUGAAUGGACUGAAUAUGACAAUCGAGAAGGGACAAUUCGCUGCAAUUGUCGGUCCAUCUGGUAGUGGUAAGACCAGUAUAAUAUCACUGAUAGAAAGAUUCUACCAAAUACAAGCCGGCGAGAUAUUUUACCACGGUAAAAAGAUAGAGGAUAUCUCAUUGCCCGACUAUAGAAAAUCGAUAUCGCUCGUGGCUCAGGAAGCCUCCUUGUUUGAGGGUACGAUUUCCGAAAACAUUUUAUUAGGUGUUGACGAGGACGAAAUAUCUCACUCACGGCUGGUUGAGAUAUGUCGUGAUGCCGAGAUUCAAGACUUCAUAUCUUCUUUACCAGAAGGCUAUAAUACUAUGGUCGGGGCCAGAGGUGUUGCAUUGUCUGGGGGGCAGAAACAACGCAUAGCGAUUGCUAGGGCUUUGAUUCGAAAUCCAAGGGUUUUAUUACUGGACGAAGCAACUUCUAAUCUUGAUUCUGAAACUGAGAGAAGCGUACAAGCCGUUUUUGAGAAAACAGGCAAGGGAAGGACGAUGGUUGUGGUUGCACAUAGACUUGCCACGGUGCAAAACGCUAAUGUUAUAUUCGUUAUUGGGGAUGGUCGUGUGGUUGAGCAGGGGAAUCAUUUCGAAUUGUUGAGGCAGAGGGGGUUGUAUUACCAAAUGUGUCAAUCCCAAGCGCUUGAUAGGUAA